CAACACGUUUCUAACGUCAUAUAAGGACGUAUUAGUCCAGUGUCCUAGUAUUAACUUUACUAUAAACAUUUUAAACUCGCGCUAACAGGUCUGCUGCUCUUCUUUAGCUAUUUAGAGGAAACAACCAGCUAACAAUGUUUUCUUUGUUUCUUUCACUUAUUCAUGUGUUCGUAUUUUCAUCAUAUUCUCUCUCAUUUCUUCCUUUCUAGGCCUCUACAGUAUUAGGCUAAAGCAUCUUGAUAGUCAAAGUCAAUUGAAAGGUUGCUCUUCAACUUUACUUGAAAUUAGUGAUUAAAUACUGUCAAUGUGAUUCAAAAUCAUCAAUUUACCUUGAAGCUAAUGGUCUCAUCCAGGGUUAUAAGCUUAAAUAUGGUGUUUCUUCUAAAAUGGCUAUGGUAAAGAGUGGCUGGCUCCAUAGACAAAGCACCAUCCUACGUCGGUGGAAAAGAAACUGGUUUGACCUAUGGGCCGACGGCCGCCUGGUGUUCUACAAUGACCAGCAGCGGCGUGACAUGGAGGAUGACAUCCACAUGAGAGUCCACUGCAUUAACAUCCGCAGCUCCCCUGCUUGUCAGGAGUUGAACCCACCGGAUGGGAAAACACAUGAUGCAUUGUUCCAGAUAGUGUGCAGAGACGGGCGGGUCAUCAGCUUGUGUGCAGACAGUGCAGAUGAUGCCUUAGCAUGGACCAUGGCAUUGCAGGAUGCCAGAGUUAAUGCGGUGGUUGCUGCUCCUCAGUAUGGGUUUGCACAGGAAGUCGUGGCUUCUGCUCCUCCCCCUUAUUCAGAAUAUGCCCAACCACAGGUUUAUGCCCCAGGCCCAUAUGGAGACUACACAGCUCCACCUGCUCAUCCCACACAGAUUAUAUAUUCUGGGGAUGGGCAACCCUACGCUGUUGCCUAUCCAUAUCAAUAUCAAGGUGGAUACGUUGCCCCCGGAGUGAACCACGUUAUUAUUCGGGAGCGGCAGCGUGACGAUGCAGGGGACGUGGCUCUGGGCAUGCUCGCUGGAGCAGCGACUGGCCUGGCACUCGGCUCUCUCUUCUCUGUCUUCUAAUCUGUACCGCUUCACUAACCGUUCAUCCUGUAUUUACAGCUUACUUUAUGGGCUCUUGUCAGUGCAGUCACAUAAUUUCAAAUGAAGUGUGUCAUUUGUGGACUACAUCAAUGAGACGUGACUGUGAUAGACAGAGUAAAUACUUUAGCACUUUCCAGUAUUCCCUGACAGUGUUGCUCCUCUUGUGAUGUGUGUGUAUAGAAGUAUUUUUAACCAAAAUCAUAACUAUUAUUCCCUUUGGACUGUUCUUUAAACGUCGCGAAGGACGAUAAUUCAUUAUGUGCAUGUCAUUUCUUCAGUUGGUUUCAGUUUCACACACAGCUGGACUUUGUGUUUGCAAAAUGAACCUCAUGUUCAACACUCAUGUUUUUUUGUACUGUAACCUUUGUUUACUUUUCCUUUGUUUUAGUCACAGAUCUGCACCGUGUCUCUGGGUUGUUUGUGCUCGAGUCAGCUUAGGGAGGACGUUGUAUGAGCCACACUAAAGCAAUAAGUACUUGGAUUGUAGCAUUUAGCAACUCAUUUGGAGAAAUCCUGGGUUUCAUAGUUUUGAUGAGCAAACAUGACACCAUGCAUGCAGGCACACUAGCAUUAGCCUGAAGUUUAAAGGCACAUUGUUUUUCUCCAUUCUUCUAUUUCCAUUCAUCCUGUUGUCUUUUUUGUUAACUUAUCGGCAGCUGUUGAAUUGUACCUCCAGUUUGAUUUGUUUGUAUUGAUGAAUUCGUCUUUGUUUUUAUUGUUCAUGCAUAAACGGCAAGCACAUCAGCCUCCAGUGAUGUUUGAGUUAAAGUUAUUUCUUCUCUAAAAACCUAACACGAUGUGCAUCACAAUUAGGACUAUUCCUCUGCAUGGACAGCUUUGUACGUGAUAUUUGAUUUAAUUUGCAUAAGAAAUGUGAAAGAAGUCAUUUUUCCAAACAACGUAACACUGAAGUCAGUUUUUUCAGCAAUGUUUAAAGGUGUGAAAUAAUUGGACACAGUUGCACUGAUCAAAUCAAGAUGUUAACAAAGAUCUAUUUUAACAAAUAAAUAUAUUCAGAACGUU
Molecule: messenger RNA, 2099 nt
Organism: Girardinichthys multiradiatus
Lineage: Eukaryota; Metazoa; Chordata; Actinopteri; Cyprinodontiformes; Goodeidae
Gene: plekhb2
Product: pleckstrin homology domain containing, family B (evectins) member 2
Exons: 8
Coding region: 387-1055 (222 amino acids)
Biological process (GO): regulation of cell differentiation
Cellular component (GO): membrane
Source: RefSeq, a predicted model, not a curated record